AUGGAAAGUGAAUUGUGUGAGGACAAUGUGAAAUGUAAAAUGCUGACGGAAAGUCUUGACUUUAUUGAGGAGGUGCCAAAAGAAGAGGAAAAACAUCUCACAACUGUGAUAUCUGUAAAAAUCAUUUGCUCGAAAGAAAGCCUCGCUACUCACAAACGAAAGAGACCAUAUCUAUGCGUUACCUGUGGCCAGUCGUACUCUACAGCAAGUACCCUGAGUACACACAAACGUAUUCAUACGGAGAGAAACCCUUAUCGGUGUGAUAUCUGUGGUAAAUCAUUCUCUGAAAAUACACAUUUGACUGUACACAAGCGCAUUCAUACUGGGGAGAAACCCUAUCAGUGUGAAAUCUGUGGUCAGUCAUUCGCUGUAGGAGGGACCUUAGCUAAGCAUAAACGUAUUCAUACGGGAGAGGAGCCUUAUCAGUGUGACACCUGUGGUCAGUCAUUCUCUCAAAAUGAUCAAUUAAAUAAGCACAAAUGUACUUCCACAAGAGAGAAGGCAUAUCACCAUGAUAAUUCAUUCUCUGAUAAUGAUGGAUGA
Messenger RNA from Octopus sinensis (East Asian common octopus), 543 nucleotides. RefSeq names its product zinc finger protein 492-like. The record is from RefSeq and is a predicted model, not a curated record. Lineage: Eukaryota; Metazoa; Mollusca; Cephalopoda; Octopoda; Octopodidae. Bases 1 to 543 code for a protein of 180 amino acids. Gene Ontology annotation, biological process: regulation of transcription by RNA polymerase II. Gene Ontology annotation, molecular function: RNA polymerase II cis-regulatory region sequence-specific DNA binding; DNA-binding transcription factor activity, RNA polymerase II-specific. The transcript is spliced from 2 exons.